AGGGGGGCGAACUGCUCGCGGGGAGUCCCAGCGGCUCCCGUUAAUGAAUUAAUUUGCUAACGAGGGUGGGCUCGGCGGUUCCGUGCCCCCUCCCGCCCCGGUAGCCGCCUCCUCCGCCGGAGGGGGGGAGUGACGGGCAGCGGCUCCUGCCCCAUGUGACUGGGGAGCGGCUGCCCCCGUCCAUGGCUUGGCCUCCCCCGGGCAGCAGCAGCUCCGGCUCCCGGGGAGGAGGGGCAGGAGCUGCUGCUCCAUGGGGAGGAAAGGCAGCCCCCGAUCCCCCCAGGCGGAAGGGGGAUCCCGGGCCGCCUCCCCCCCCUUCCUCCUCCUCCUCCUCCCCCUCCUCCCCGCUGUGGGCCUUACCCGAGGAGCUGCUGCUCCUCAUCUGCUCCUACCUGGACGCGCAGGCCUUGGGCCGCCUGGGCCAGGUCUGCCGCCGCCUGCGCUUCCUCAGUAGCCGCGAUCUCCUCUGGAGGCGCAUAGCCCGUGGCUGCCUCAACUCCGGCUUCACACAGCUCGGCACCGACCUAGCGGCUGGCAUUCCAGUGAAGGAAAGGGUGAAAGUAUCUCAGAACUGGAGGCACGGACGCUGCCGAAGGGAGACAGUCCUGAAAUGGAAAUGCAAUUUGAUGCCCUGGAUGGAGCUGGAUGGCGAGUAUCUCUAUCUGUCUCAAGCGGAGAACAUCCAGGCUUACCGGCUCUGUCCAGACGGUACAGGUUUGCAGCGUCACCCUCAAGCUAUCUUCUCUGGUCACCAGGAGGAUGUAUGUCGCUUUGUUCUUGUCAACUCCCACAUCGUCAGUGGAGGGGGAGAUGGAAAUAUUGUCCUUCACAAGAUCCAUGGCUCCUACAGCGUCAAGUUCUCUGCACAUGAGCAGGAGGUGAACUGUGUGGACUUCCAAAGUGGCCUCAUUGUCAGUGGCUCCCGAGACAGAACAGCGAAGGUUUGGUCCCUGUCCGCGGGCAGAGUUGGGCAGUGUCUACAUACAGUGCAGACAGAGGAUCGAGUGUGGUCCAUUGCUAUCAGCCCACUAUUAAGCUCAUUUGUGACGGGGACAGCCUGCUGUGGACACACCUCACCUCUGAGAAUCUGGGACCUUGAGAGCGGUCAUCUGUUGACUUGUUUAGGGACUGACUUCCACCGUGGAGCUGGAGUCCUUGAUGUCUUCUACGAAACGCCCUCUCUUCUGCUUUCGUGUGGGUAUGACACCUACAUCCGCUACUGGGACAUACGGACCAGCACCAGGAAAUGUGUCCAGGAGUGGGAAGAGCCCCAUGACAGCGCCCUGUACUGCGUAAGGAGUGAUAAGAACCAUAUGAUUGCUAGUGGCUCUUCGUACUAUGGCGUGGUGCGCCUCUGGGAUAAGCGGCAGACUCGGUGCCUGCAGAGCUUUCACCUGUCUUCACCCACCAGCAGCCCAGUGUACUGCCUCCGUUUCAGUACCACCCAUCUGUAUGCUGCCCUGGCAUCAGCCCUGCAUGUCCUAGACUUCACGGCCCCAUGACGGGCACCACAGCUUCUUCUGGUCACCCCAACUCAGCAGAGUUGACAUUUGGCUCAGGGAAUCGCAGGGCAGGAGAGGUGAGAAUGGCCCCCAAGGCUUCUGAAGGGAUUUUUUUGCCUGACAGAAAGCUACAUUGAAGAGUGCACAAAGGGCCAGACUUUCUCAACCUCACCUGCCCGUUAAUGGAAAUAGAGACCGGUUGUCCUUUACCCUUUUUAUUUUGUGCAAGUCAAGGUUUGUUUUAUUACCUGUGUUCUAUUUUCUUUUUUUUUUCUCCUUUUUCUGUGGAUACAGCAAGUUGAGCCGGGAUGCCCUAUCAGCUGUGUGUGCUGGUCAGGUUGAGAUCAGCCAAGCUCUGAGCCAUGUGAAACAAGUCUAGGCUGUGUGUGGGGUGGACUGAUUUGGUGGAAGGUAAAGGUGCCUGGAGCGGGGCCCACCUUUCACCUGCGCUUGCUCUCCUGACAGCUGCUUGUGUUGUCCUUUGCAGCCAAGAGCAAGAAUUGAGCUAAAAGGCAGAGCCAGCCCUGCUUUCAGUGUAUGCCUCCCCAAGCUGGCCGUCAGGUCAGGCUGUGCACUUGGCAGGGCUGAAACAGUUGUGUUUUGCUAAAUAAAACUCUGAAGGGAA
Molecule: messenger RNA, 2127 nt
Organism: Chroicocephalus ridibundus (black-headed gull)
Lineage: Eukaryota; Metazoa; Chordata; Aves; Charadriiformes; Laridae
Gene: FBXW4
Product: F-box and WD repeat domain containing 4
Biological process (GO): SCF-dependent proteasomal ubiquitin-dependent protein catabolic process
Cellular component (GO): SCF ubiquitin ligase complex
Molecular function (GO): protein binding
Source: RefSeq, a predicted model, not a curated record